Messenger RNA from Scedosporium apiospermum, 471 nucleotides. RefSeq lists its product as uncharacterized. Bases 1 to 471 code for a protein of 156 amino acids. NCBI's taxonomy places the organism in Eukaryota, Fungi, Ascomycota, Sordariomycetes, Microascales, Microascaceae. The transcript is spliced from 2 exons. The record is from RefSeq and is a predicted model, not a curated record.
AUGGAUGAAUUGGGUUCUGUUAUGAAAGCCAUUGAACUUUCUGCCCCGAACCGAGAUGGCAUCCCUGGUACAGAGGAGAAAACAACGGAUCUUCCCCCUCCUGCCCAGAAAACGGAUGACACUAGGCUAGAGGAGGAAAGGCAGGAUGACACCUCCAGUAAUGUGGAGGAACAAAAGGUAUCCCGGCCUACUGCUCCCGACCUAUGGGAACAGAUCAAUCGCUUUAGAGAGACUAUCUACGCCUGCGAGAAGAGUGUGAAGGCCGAUUACGACCUAUUCUAUAAUACCGAUCCUAGCGGUCUUACUAGGCCUGUCCUCGAGCAAGCAAGGGAGAGACUCAGGAGGAAUAAGGAAACGCUGGCCAAGAUGAUGAAUGAAGUCAAAUCUACUAUGAAGGACAUUCAAGAGGGGCGAAGGAACGUUGGUCGUCAAGCCGCGGCGGCGGAGGCUGUCAACAACACCUCUGACUAG